CCCCGCCGCUGUGAUGGUUCGCACCUGGCGGGGUACCAGGCCCUGGCGGGUCAGGAGUGCUCACCCCAACCACGUCCCUCCAGAUCGCACUAAGAUGGCUUAUCACGGUGUGCUUUCGGUAGGAUACUUGGAGAUAACUGUGCUAAGGGCACUGCCGCCAGGCUGACAGACCAAGCGGCAAGAUCUCACUCUGGUGCUGCUUUUAUGCUCACGCCUUUCAGGUUGCUCUGGGCAGGGUUACUUGGCGCUGCACAAAGUGGCCGUUCCGCCCCCGAGGAUCCCGUGAAGCUCUCGGGGAGGCAGAGGGCGGUGACGGCGGAGACGCUGCCGGACGGGCUCAGAUUUGUGCUGCCUCACUGCCCUGCCACGCUUUGGCUAGGUUUUCGCCAUGGGCUGUGCUGUCGGUAGGACGUGGGCCUGCCGGUGAGCUCAGGCUGCCAUGAAGAGCGGUUUGAGUGCAGGUACACAGAGAGAGAACAGUGCAAAUAGGGGACAGCUUAGAUUGGAAGGGGUCUUCCUGCUGGACACGGUGUAGGGGUGCCCAGCUGUUGUGAAUCCAUCUGGGAGGAAACGUUAGUGCAGUCUGGAGGGGCUGCUGCUAGCACAUCUGUUCCCCUGAUUCUUGCUGUUGGAGGAAGCCAGUCAUGGGGGAAACAGGCAAAGAAGAGUAUAAAAUACAGUCGUUUGACAUUGAGACUCAGAAGCUGCUGAAAACAGCACUCAAAGGUAUGUUGGAGCAAGCAAGGCACAAGAAAUAUUGGAUCCAGACAGUAUUUCUCCUCUCUACAGACCCCAGCAAUGUGGACCUGGACAAAGUGGCCAAUGUUAUAGUUGACCAGUCCCUCAAAGACUGUGUGUUCAGCAAAGAGGCAGGGCGCAUCUGCUACACCAUCAUCCAGGCAGAGAGCAAACAGGUCGGCCAGAGCAUCUUCCGGAGGAGCCUGCUGAACCGGCUGCAGCAGGAGUACAAGGACAGAGAGGAUUUGCGCAACCGGUCGCUGCAGGCGUGGAUCUGCUAUGUCACAUUCAUCUGCAACAUCUUUGACUACCUGAAGGUGAACAACAUGCCCAUGAUGGCUUUGGUGAACCCUGUUUACGACUGUCUGUUCCGACUAGCACAGCAUGAUAGCCUGCAGAAGGAAGAAGAGGUGGACUGCUUGGUCCUACAGCUCCACCGCAUUGGUGAACAGCUGGAGAAGAUGAACUCCCAGCGGAUGGAUGAGCUCUUCUCACUCCUUCGAGAUGGCUUCCUUUUACAGGAGGGGCUCAGCUCCCUGUCACAGCUCCUGCUGCUGGAGAUCAUUGAGUUUCGGGCUGCUGACUGGAAGAUGACAGAUGCUGCCCAGAAAUAUUAUUAUAGCGAAGUGACAGAUUAAGCCCUCUACAGCAGAGGUGGAGAGAUGUCCACAGCACUUUCACCAGCAAGCUUCAUACCAAGUUUGAAUUUCUUUUUUUAAGCACUUCUUGUAAAUAGGAUUUAUCCUGGCUAAAGCCUCUGGGUAUUUAACUGUCAUCUAUCAGUCUGUGACCGGUGCUAGCCUGAUUUUGGAUAUUUAGGCAGGGGGGCACACUGAAACCAGCAAGUUCUUCCACUCAUUUUGUUUAAUGAUGGGCUGCUGCCAGCAGAAGGCAAGGAAGGCUUAAACCAGCAUUUUAUACAAGUAUUAAGGAAAGCUGAGAGCAUGGUGGUUGAGCCAAGAGCCAACACUGCUGAGGGAGGCAAAGGAGAAAUGUUUCACAGCUCACAGUCCCAGACCAGGUUGUUUAGGAAAAGUUACAGAAAAUACUGUGGUCAGAUACAUCACAAAUAGCUCACCAAAUUGCUGCUUUCCACUGAUUACUUCCAGCAGACUGGCAGUAUCUGCAUAGGUGUAUGACUGUGGGUUGUUAGCUACCAAUAUCUGCUGGCAGUCUUCAGCAGGAUAAGGGUUCUCGAGCACAUGUAGCUAGAAACAAGCUUUUUUUAUAUGUUUUAUACAGUAACUGUUCUGGGUCUUUUCAAAAUCUAUUAAGGUUCAAGUAUGGUAUGUUUGUAUAUGGUAUGAGAAUAAGAAUGGGGAAGGAAGAAAGAAAACAAAAUAGUCUAUUGGGUGUCUUUUGUAAUAAAAGUUUUCCACUAACAUGUGCUCUGCUUUCUCUCUGAGCAUCUGCUGAGAUGUAAGCAAUACUAAAAAGUUGGUCCUGACUGAGGCAAGAAGGUUGUGAUGUUAAUUAUUUCUUCCCGAAUAGAAUGACAGAGGGGGUUCAUGCAACCAGAGAAGCUGGAAAGAACAGUGUGCGAUUGAAGCAACAGACAAAGGUUUGGAAUCAAGAAACCUUCUCCAUAAAGCAUUGGUAUUAUUUUUUUUCUGUUAACAUCUCCCUGACAUCCAUGCAAUGUUGCUGAUGAGCAGAACUGAAAGUCAAGGCUAGUUAUGGUGCGGGAAAAAACCCUCCAGAUCUGCUCUUUCCUACUUAUGCAGCCAGAAAGAGAAAAAUGUUGCUGCAAGAGCAGAGAUUUAAAAGUCUCUAGGAAACACAUUAAGUAGAAUAUUUUGUACAGCGUUGCAUCUAAAGCUUGUCUCCACAGGAAAGUGAUUACGAAAAACGAGUAUAUCUGUGCAGGGAUCAGUAACUACUUCAGAUUCCCCCUUUUCCCAUCCAGAUAAGCACAAAGCAAAUGAACUGUGUGGGGACUAGAGAAACUUUCCUUGGCUUAGUUCAGAAGCUGUCCAGAAGGGAUUUUCCACCUUUCCCUCUAAUCCCCAGCUUCUCUCAACCAGGUGGCCCUGGGACUCCGCUCCCCAGGUCUUGAGAGCAGUGACAGAGCUCUGCAGUGUGUGCACCCCGUGCAGCGGCCCUACCACCAGCGGAAGUGGGCAUAAGCCCGGUUGGCCUCUGCCAUCUUGUGCAGCACAUGCUUCUUCUUGAUGAUGGGUCCUUCGUUGUUGAAGGCCUGGAUCAGCUCCUCGGAGAGCUUCUCAGGCAUCAGCGUCCGGCGGUGCUUGUUCUCCCUGCACUCAGUGAUUAACCACUUCAUGGCCAAGAAGCGCUUCCGGUUGUCCUUCAAAGGCACCGGGACCUGGGACACAUUUAAACCACAACAGUUACUGUACAGAGAGCGACAGCAGCCUGUACUGUUACCUUUGAUCUUUUCUGCUACGGUGACCUAAGUCAGAGCUUUGGAGCUUCUACUCAAGUGCCAUGAUGUAGCAAAGAGGGUGGGACCGCUAGCGCUAGUACUGCCGAUUCUUUUGCUGCCUUCCACUGAUCUCUGACUCCUUAGGCAAUGUUUGCUUCAUAUCUGUCUUAGUUCCACUGAAAUCAGUUUUUCCUCAAAGUUUUCACUAUGUUUGGCAUUAAAAGAAAAACAAAACUGAUAA
This is a messenger RNA of Centrocercus urophasianus (Greater sage-grouse), 3362 nucleotides long. It is a transcript of the gene MIF4GD, whose product is annotated as MIF4G domain containing. Lineage: Eukaryota; Metazoa; Chordata; Aves; Galliformes; Phasianidae. The transcript has 6 exons. Gene Ontology annotation, biological process: regulation of translational initiation. Gene Ontology annotation, molecular function: RNA binding; protein binding; translation activator activity. Gene Ontology annotation, cellular component: cytosol. Bases 645 to 1376 code for a protein of 243 amino acids. The record is from RefSeq and is a predicted model, not a curated record.